CACGAUGUGUUUCAGGUGCCGGACUCGCAAUACGGCACGUACGUGUGGCCCUGCGCCGUGGUGCUGGCUCAGUACGUGUGGGCCCACAGGGGAACCCUGCCCGGAAAGCGGGUGCUGGAGGUGGGAGCGGGUGUAAGCCUGCCUGGCGUGCUGGCCGCCAAGUGUGGGGCUGAGGUGAUGCUAUCAGACAGCGAGGAGCUGCCGCGGUGCCUGCAGAGCUGCCGGAGGAGCUGCCUACUGAAUGGGCUGCCCCACAUCCCUGUCCUGGGGCUCACCUGGGGGCGCGUGUCCCCAGAGCUGCUCUCUCUUCCGCCUGUAGACAUCAUUUUAGGAUCAGAUGUCUUUUUUGACCCCAAAGACUUCGAAGAUAUUUUAACUACAGUUUACUUCUUGCUGGAAAAGAAUCCACAUGCUCAAUUCUGGACUACUUAUCAAGUCCGAAGUGCUGACUGGUCUAUCGAAGCUUUGCUCUACAAGUGGAAACUGAGGAGCAUUCCCAUUCCCUUGCACUCCUUCAGAGCAGACAAAGAGCACUUGGCCAGCUCUUCCCUACCAGGAAGACAUACCAUUGAAAUGAUGAUCAUCUCACUAGCACAAGCAGAUGGUACUUAA
Molecule: messenger RNA, 612 nt
Organism: Nestor notabilis (Kea)
Lineage: Eukaryota; Metazoa; Chordata; Aves; Psittaciformes; Psittacidae
Gene: METTL23
Product: methyltransferase like 23
Exons: 4
Cellular component (GO): cytoplasm; nucleus
Source: RefSeq, a predicted model, not a curated record